AUGCACUUUUCGACACGGAAUGCAUUCUACCUCCGGGUUUCAAACUAUCGAGUUAUCCCGCUUUUUCUAUAUCUAGAUGAAAGACAUGUCGACUGGAUGUCUGAUCGAGUAUUACAGCUGGUGAUAGGAGCAUUGCAACCUAAAAUGUCGGAGCUAUUAUAUUCUGCUCGGUCGCAGAAGAAACAUAAAGUACACGUCGAACGUGGUGAGGGCUAUCAAUAUUGUUAUUUCUUGAGAACCACCACUCGAACAGAAGUUGUAUUAUUAAAGGAUAAAUCAUUCUCGUUGAGACCACCUACACCUCCCCCCGAACCCAUACCGGAACCAUCUCCUUCGAAACGCAGACCCACAACUUCCUCGUCUCGAGUCUCAAAGACCCCGCGUAGAUCCCGAACACGUUCUCGAUCAGUCGCUACCCAAUUGGAAGAAAUGGAUCAAGAUGGGUCUCCUCCAAUGCAGGGCCUGAGUCAUACAGCUCAAGAUGUAGUGGAUGAGGACGGUUUAAGAAUCAAGGCGGAGCCUGAUCUGGAUGAUACUGACAUUACAGAAUCAGUCGAAGAGACAAACAUCAAAGAUUGGAAACCUGAUGUGGACGUAACGUAUAAAGGAUUCGGCACUUCGUCUGUUCAGAUAGUACUGAUAAUCGAACCAUAUCCACCUCUUCCAGCUUCACAAUAUGCACCGCCAUCAUCCCGUCUAUCAUCUCGUUCGGCAUCUAUAGCAUCUGCUCGUUCACGGUCCCGUUCGAAACAAGGGACAGGUGCGAUACGAUAUUCUUCAACUUCAUUAUCGGUCGAGCCGGGCGCUCAAGCAAGGUCACAAAGUGUUAAUGCUCCUAACAUGAGAAAUGCGACUCGAUCGGUGUCGGCCGUACCUAACUCCAGAAGAGGUGGCACCAGUACGCCUUCCGUAACGCCUUUCGGGAGAGAAGACAGUUCUACACCUGGGCCGAGUGGUAGUGCAGGUCGAAGGCGUAUGAGUCAAACUCCAUUAUUCAUGCCUCGUGAUACACCCUUUGAUGAAGAUGAGGAAGACGAAGAAGCACAUGAAGCGUAUGAAGAAGCGUUACGUGAAGGUCGAUUAGGUUUACCUUCAGUCAACAGACCGGCAGGAGAGAGUCAAGGCUUGACACGAAUGGGCGAAGACGAAGAUGACAUUGAUGAUGUACCCGAAAGUAUAAUGGAUAUCGGAGAAAGGUUGGUAAGGAACAGCCAGAUAGAAGAAGGCGUCAUACGGGUACAAGGUGGUUGGGAGGAAAGAGCUGAGGGUGAGGAGAGUGCUGUCAUGGGGAAAGAAGAACCAGGUGACUAG
Messenger RNA from Kwoniella shivajii, 1311 nucleotides. RefSeq lists its product as uncharacterized. The coding region runs from base 1 to 1311 and encodes 436 amino acids. The transcript has 5 exons. NCBI's taxonomy places the organism in Eukaryota, Fungi, Basidiomycota, Tremellomycetes, Tremellales, Cryptococcaceae. The record is from RefSeq and is a predicted model, not a curated record.